CAGUUCUAAUGUGUAGCGCUGGCUGAAAGCUCGGACUCAGGCACAAUGCACUGGGAUGGUGCCUAUACACCAAUAUAUGUGAGAAGUAAAGUGCUGGGUAAUAAAGCAAUGGUAUUUACCUCUCCUUUGUACCUUAUUUAUCUGUUGGAUCAGAAUGUUGGAAUAGGGUUGGAAGGACUAACAGAAAGCAUUAUGUAAAGGCCCAGAAUAAAAGAGAACCCAAGUCUCGGCUAUUCCAUUUAAAGACAUUUUUUUUCAAGCCGUUGGUUGAAGGUGCCUGGUAUUUUAUCGAGGGAAUAAUAGUAGCCAGGCAGCUCAAGGCAGGCAUUUAUACGUCAUCUAUUAGAGCAGCCAUAACACACUACAUGUUUGGGCCUGUGGCCUUGAUAAACCUACUUAUCAUUCUCCAACUACAAAAAUUAUAUUAUAUAACCAAGGACGAGGAGUUUCCGACCAAAGAGAAGGGAGAGCAGCUCAGCCAAGGGGGCUGCCAUUAUUAAUAUUUGUUAUGAUUGUAGACAAGAGGGCACUUUUACAUGGUAUAACUUGGAGGCCAAUCGGCUGCCUUCCCUCCCAAUCCACUGCUACUGGGCUCUAAAUAUAAGGGCUUGGGAAUUACAGUAUGAGAGUUCAGGAGAAUUCCUCAGCUUGCACAAUACAAUAUGGUCUGCUCCAUUUGUGCCAUCCUUAUCUCCUGUCUUUUUGGCCAAGCAUUGAGUAAGUAUCAGGCCACCUUGUCACCCAAUAAUAGUACUGGAAAAAGUGAUCCCUUCGGCCAGGGCGAUGUCUUCAGCAGGAUCUUAAAAGCCAACCAAGGAAAUGGAGUCCCACGGGUUCAAGAAGACAUUGCUGUUGGGGUCUCACGUAGUGCCAUCACCUCCACAGAAUGCUUAUGGCAGAAAACAAAUGAGACAGUGUAUGUGCCGUACACACUGGAUAGUAAAUACAGUAACAGUGAAGUUAACACAAUGACGUCGGCCAUGGAAGUGUACGCCACCCUGACCUGCGUGCAGUUUGUCCCUUACACUGAUGAAGAUGAUUAUGUCAAUAUAACAUCUGGCGAUGGCUGUUGGUCCUACAUGGGGCGUCAAGGAGGUGCCCAAGUGGUGUCCGUAGAGAAAGGUUACUGUACUUCCGAGGGGACAACCAUGCACGAACUCAACCAUGCCCUGGGCUUUGUACAUGAGCACUCCAGGAGCGACCGGGAUAACUAUGUUAAUAUAAUGUAUCAGUACAUCUCACCAGGUGACAUCGUCAACUUUGAGAUAAUGAAUACCAACAACCUCAACACAAUAUAUGACUACCGCUCUAUCAUGCAUUACCCAGCGUGGGCUUUCAGCAACACAACUGGAAAAAACACUAUAGUGGCCAAGCUUAACCCCAAUAUAAUAAUUGGAGCGGGAAGCACAAUGACCAGCUUGGAUAUUAUAAAGAUAAACCGGCUCUAUGAGUGUGAUGUCUGUAGUUCUCUCCUUACUGAUGCCAAGGGAACUGUCACCUCAGCCAAUUAUCCAUCUCCUUACCCAAAUAAUGCCAAGUGUGUGUGGGUCAUCCAGGCACCGUCCGAUUUGGUAACCCUGACGUUCGCUGCCUUUAAUCUCCAAUCUGCCCCAAACUGUGCCUCUGACUACAUUAGAGUUUAUGAUGGGCGCACCAGAACUUCCCCGCUUCUACUGGAACCUGGGUAACGCGUUCCUGCACUGAUCGCCUCAUCAAGUAUGAUGUUAGUGGAGUUUGUCGGUAGUAAAAACCUUAAAGCGACUGGUUUCAGUGCCUCGUACAGUACAGUGAAAUGUGGAGGCACUUAUUACACCCCAUCAAGGAACAUCACUUCUCCUGGAUACCCCAAGAAUUACCCCCCUAAUAGCAACUGUUCCUAUAUCAUCACUGCUCCGGCUUCCCAUAAGGUCUCACUGAGCAAGAUCAGUUUCUAUACACAAAAUAGCCACACAUGUAGCAAUGAUUACCUGUCUGUGUAUGAUGGGACUUCCACUAACGCACCCCUCCUGAAAACAUUCUGUGGACCCCUGUUCACCCUUUCGGCCACCUCCACUGGUCAGAACAUGUUCCUCAGGUUCAUCAGUGAUCAAACAGAGCAAGCGCCCGGCUUUGUGCUGACAUACAGUUUUGUGAUAGCAAUGGUGGAAGGGGAAUGAUGACGAAUGAUGAUGUUCUUCCUGGAUAAAACAGAGAGAAGAUCAGAAACAAAUAUUUCACAGCGCAACUGAACGCAAAGUUUGUAAAAGAAUCUCCGAUGGAAUAAAUAUGUCCCUACAGUGGGAGCAGCCGUGCAGCACAGAUCCCAUAGGGUAAGGGAUCAUUCAUUUCUCCCUGACGUUCCAGAUCCGACUAAUGAAGCAGAAUUUCCAGUCCCGCUGGGAUUCGCUAAGGAGCCCGGAGUAUGAGGGUGGAAGCCAAGAGCAAGGAGCAAGAGCCCAAUUCACUGAAAGCCGCUGUACAGACGAGACAUAAGCUUCCCUUGCCUAUCUGUGCCCGGCUGGCUUGGCAUUCCAGGAAUCUGGCAUCUCCCAUUGGAACCGACAGGCUACCUGAGCAGAUGAGUAUAUACAAGCGCACUGAGCUGGUUCACCCUCUGGCCCCUGAGAAUGAAUAUGUGGAGAAGUUCAGCCAAAGCCUCAACCACAUCCCAAAGCUGCGCUACUCCCUGGGGUACGACCACCAGAAGAGAGAACUGUGUGUGUCUCUCCUAGAAGCUGUUGGUUGCCCACUUACCAAGGAGGAGGAGCCUGGGAGUCACCGCUACAUUGGGGGCACUCUCACCAGCAAUGGUGGGCAAACAGAAGCCCAGACCUCGCUGAUGAAUAGGACCCCACAUACAGUUUGGGACGAGGCUCUGCUGUUCCCCUUAUCAGAGGAGGAACGAGUAGAGGCUGAGCUAACACUCACCUUGAGGCACUGUGACCGCUACUCCAGGCACCAGGUAGCCGGGGAAAUCACCCUGAGUCUGGCUAAUCUAGGGGUUCCCUUUGGAGCAGCUCGGUGGGUGGGACUUUAGGCCUCCUGAGAAGUGAGCUGCGGCGGAACUCUGACCGUGCCGGUGGGAAUUUCUCCAGCCCCGGAUACACAGAAGCCGUACCCUCCUUUCAGUGACUGUACCUGGACUAUGAUUGCCCCGGUGGGGUACAAGUGAUAGCAAUGGUGGAAGGGGAAUGUUGACGAAUGAUGGUGUUCUUCCUGGAUAAAACAGAGAGAAGAUCAGAAACAAAUAUUUCACAGCGCAACUGAACGCAAAGUUUGUAAAAGAAUGGGUUUUUCCAUCAGCACGGCGCCCCCACCAGCGACACCAAAGUAAAGUACAACAGCCGCAGCGCCCAGAUGUACCGGGAGAAGAUCAGACAGCUGGCGAAUGCUGCCAUGUCUAAGCCUGGCACUGAUCUCUGGAUCGAUGGGAUGAACUGCGCUCUCGUUCAGCCGGCAGAGAAGAAAGAAUCGGACUUUUUUGCAGAGAUGACCCAGCCUUCCAGCUCCUGGGAGGCAACCCCAGCAUCAGAACCCGCAUCUACCCUGUAACCCCUGUAACAAGAACUAUACGCUCCCCGGAACCUGCUGAUUCUGCAAAUGCAGAGAGUGGGCCCAGUGUGGACAAUCUAAGCACAUCCCCAAAAGCUGCCGUGGGUGAGUCCAUUUCCAUUCUGUAGAUUUGCUCACAUGUAGGUUGGAAAGGGUAAAGCUAAUUGCACCAGGAGAAGCGUAUGUAGGACCUUAGCGAGCGUCCUGAAGUCAGGUAUCUGUUAACCCAGGGCUAGUCUAACUGCAACUUUCAGCAGGAUCCAGAACAAUCCCAGCUGCAGAUUGAGGUUUGGCCACUAGAGGGCAGCACAGGAGCUGGGAAUAGAGAAUAUAGGUGGCCAUACGUGGGCAGAUUUCCGCUGCUGAUUCUGGUCUUUUAGACUGAUUCAACAGCUUAUCUGCUGUAUAUGGGGCCCCCCAAUGGGCCUACCCGACUUGUAUCUGGCCUAAAAUUGUCCAGGUCAUGAUCAGGCAGGUUUGAAUUUCCCAUCGGAUCGGGGACUGCAUCAGCUCGUUAAUGCAAUCCUCAGUCUGACGGCCCAAAUACCUGCCAUUUUAAUUCAACCAUUGGGAUAAUAUACUGUAGGUGGGAAUAUCGGGAGACCUCGCCAAACAAGGACCUCGGUCCCAUGGUGCCUAUGCCCGCUGUUGUAAUUCGGUCAUUCAGCCCGGUAUCUCUCUCCUUAGGUGGGCAUCUCAGGAAGAUCCUCUCGUUUGGCAACCUCAACAAACGGCAGAUCUUACCGUGAAUGGCCACCUAAAGUCCAGGUAUGUUCUUCUACAGAUCUAAUCUACUUCUUAGUGGGAUCUUCUCCAGCUUUUACCUACUGCCAGAUAUAUUGUUCUCUUUAUUGGUUUGAUUCAAAAUUCUGGGAAUCUGGCCUGAAAUUGGCCAGAUAUCGAUUGGGCAGGUUAAAAAAAUUUAGUUGGAUCGGGGACCACAUCGGCU
Molecule: messenger RNA, 4480 nt
Organism: Xenopus tropicalis (tropical clawed frog)
Lineage: Eukaryota; Metazoa; Chordata; Amphibia; Anura; Pipidae
Product: embryonic protein UVS.2
Exons: 22
Biological process (GO): proteolysis
Molecular function (GO): metallopeptidase activity; zinc ion binding; metalloendopeptidase activity
Source: RefSeq, a predicted model, not a curated record